CCUGGAUGCAGCAAGCAACCUCGAACCGUCACCAACCCGCACCAUUUCUGAUUGCAGCUGUUGAGCUCUCUCUUCACCCCCACACUAUCGCGCAAACUCAUCCCCAUCGCUCCCUCGCCACAGCCUCUUGCUCGCCUUCGUCAGACUUCAAUACAGCUCACGAAUUCCCAACCGCCAAAAUGUCGACGGAUCUUUGCCCUGCCUAUGCGCCUUUCUUUGGUGCCAUGGGCUGCACAGCAGCCAUCGUCUUCACCUGCCUCGGUGCCUCGUAUGGCACUGCCAAGUCAGGUGUUGGUAUUGCCGCCAUGGGUGUCCUUCGGCCGGAUCUCAUCGUGAAGAACAUUGUUCCCGUCAUUAUGGCUGGUAUCAUUGGUAUCUACGGUCUCGUCGUCUCGGUCCUGAUAUCCGACGGCCUCAAGCAGCAGGGCUAUGCUCUCUACACAGGUUUCAUUCAGCUCGGCGCUGGCCUUUCUGUCGGUCUCGCUGGUCUCGCUGCUGGUUUCGCGAUCGGUAUUGUCGGUGACGCUGGUGUGCGCGGUACGGCUCAACAGCCAAGACUGUUCGUCGGCAUGAUCCUGAUUCUCAUUUUCGCCGAAGUCUUGGGUCUGUACGGCCUGAUUGUUGCACUACUUAUGAACUCCAAGGCCGUCCUAGGCACCUCUUGCGCUUAAGUCGAGUUGUCUGUCUCUUUGUCACCGAAGGGUAUGGGUGGACAAGCUGUAACUUCCAACACAAUCCAUACUCAGAACGUGGAUCCAAAACUCGGGUUGCCGGCUCCCCCCAUGCCCCUUUCAUAUAGUCUUAUCGCUACACAACGGCGAAGUAUUUGAGUUGGCAUGGCGGGUGCGGGCAACGUUAUCACUUACUGGCGGGAGGUUGUCAAGCAAGCGGCGCAUGUCGUGGAUUAGGCGGUUAAUGGCUUCGUAGAAACGUCACAUGUACUAUUGUCAUAUUAUGGUUGCUCAUUACUUGCGGGGCUGGCUUCUCUCAUCAUAGACGGAUGAUGGAUUAAAGAUUGUAGUCUAGGUUGGCAAUCGAACUUUUAUGUCGUG
This is a messenger RNA of Lasiosphaeria miniovina, 1052 nucleotides long. RefSeq names its product V-ATPase proteolipid subunit C-like domain-containing protein. Gene Ontology annotation, molecular function: proton-transporting ATPase activity, rotational mechanism. NCBI's taxonomy places the organism in Eukaryota, Fungi, Ascomycota, Sordariomycetes, Sordariales, Lasiosphaeriaceae. Bases 6 to 671 code for a protein of 221 amino acids. The record is from RefSeq and is a predicted model, not a curated record. Gene Ontology annotation, biological process: proton transmembrane transport. Gene Ontology annotation, cellular component: proton-transporting V-type ATPase, V0 domain; membrane. The transcript is spliced from 5 exons.